This is a messenger RNA of Caenorhabditis angaria, 869 nucleotides long. NCBI's taxonomy places the organism in Eukaryota, Metazoa, Nematoda, Chromadorea, Rhabditida, Rhabditidae. The record is from the annotation of a GenBank genome assembly.
AUGAGUAUUUUCAAUUGUGUUUAUUGUGGCACUUUUGGUAUUUCAGUCGGUUUGUUUGCGGUUCAAUUUAUUUAUCGAUUUUUGGUUUUAUCCGGGUAACUUUUAGUCUUUUUUUAAUUUUCAGCAAAAUCGUUAUUUUUUUCAGAAAUCCGUUGCUAAAAACAUUCAAUUCUUGGAAAAUAGUCCUAUGGUUGUCAAUCUUAAUUUUUCUCGGACUUCUUUGGGGAGCUAUACCGUGGUUUUUCGGUAAAAUGACUGAUAAAAAAUCGGAAUAUAUUCGAUAUUAUUUGUUAAAAACAAUGGAUGUUAAUGUUGACGAGAUCGUCUACAAUGGUCCAUAUUUUUAUGCACAAAAAGCGGAUGGAACCUUUGAUAUUGAUAUGGAAUCAUUGAUAGCCAUAGUUGUCAUGUAUGGGUUUUUGGUGAGUCUAAAAGUUACACUGGCUAAAAAUCUGAAUAAAUCACUUCUAGACUUUAUCCUCUUCCAUAAUUAUUUACUACGGUACAAAAUGUUAUCGAAUAAUAAGUCGAGACAUGAACUUAUCUUCACAUUCUGAGAAAUAUAAAAAACUUCAAGCCCAAUUAUUUUAUGCUCUCGUAACUCAAGCAGCAAUUCCCUUGAUUCUUCUUGAUAUUCCAGUUUUAAUUGUUUUCGUGUUCUUAUUUUUGAAUCGUGAUAUUGGAAUGCUCAGUGGAAUAGUUACCAUAACAAUUGCACUUUACCCGGCAAUUGAUCCACUUCCAAAUAUUCUCAUCAUCAAAAAUUAUCGAAAAGCUGCAAAAUGUGCGGUGAAAAAAACUUUGUUUUUUUUAAAUGAAAGUCUCUCAAUAUUUUUUUUCAGUUUACAUUCGACAACUAUUUUGCAUGA